This is a messenger RNA of Solanum pennellii, 1552 nucleotides long. Its product is annotated as ethylene-responsive transcription factor-like protein At4g13040. Gene Ontology annotation, biological process: regulation of DNA-templated transcription. Lineage: Eukaryota; Viridiplantae; Streptophyta; Magnoliopsida; Solanales; Solanaceae. Bases 350 to 1324 code for a protein of 324 amino acids. Gene Ontology annotation, molecular function: DNA binding; DNA-binding transcription factor activity. The transcript has 6 exons. The record is from RefSeq and is a predicted model, not a curated record.
UAAUAACUCUCUUGUUUGUAUCUCUUUCUACCCCACUACCCCACCCCUCAAAGAUAGUAGAGAGGGGGUUUACCAGCAUCAACAGCCAGCCCAGUGUUAGAAAAGAAAGACAUAAUGAGAGUAGAAAUAAAAACAAAAGGUGGUAGAUGCAUGAGUAACAACAACUACUUCUACAAACACAAUCUCCACCUCUUUCUCUCUCUUUUUCUACCACACCCUCUUCUUUCUCAACCCUUUUCAACUUGAAAAAAAAAAUCCCUUCUUUUUCCCCCACCUAAAUCCCCAUUUCAAGAUUCUUGAUUUUCAACUACUUUUCCUCUUGUAGUUUUAAGGCAUAAUUUGGUGAGCUAUGGUGAGCAUCCGAAGGCGCAAGCUGUUAGGACUUUGCUCUGGACGAAGCACCUUCUUGGUUCCACUGCCAAAAUUCUCUGAGAAUGGGCACUUCGCAGAACAUCGUUUCUUCAGCAACAGACCCACUAGUGUACACCCAAUGCCAUCAACUGAUAUUGAUGAGUCAAAAGAGAAAAUUGCUGUAAAAGUUAUUCCUGGAUCAUCGAAUAGUCAUGCCUCUGGCUCCUUGAUGGAGCAGACCGCUCAACAAUUUCCAGAAGUUAAACGCAGAAAGCGACACAGGAGAAAGCACUUUGAAAACCAAGAACCAUGUCUCAUGAGAGGUGUCUACUUUAAAAAUAUGAAAUGGCAAGCUGCAAUAAAGGUUGAUAAAAAACAAAUCCACUUGGGUACAGUUGGCACUCAAGAAGAAGCUGCUAGACUGUAUGACAGGUAUCAUACUGCCUGCCAAUUUAUUUUUCUUCACCUUGUUAAAUUCUGCUCCCCCUUCAGCAUGAUGCUAAAAAUUUCAAAUGUUCGACAGGCUCGUACCUUACUGGUAUCUGAUAAGAUGGGGUUUCCUAGGGUUCAUCUACCAAUUUUCAGAAAUUUACAGCAACAAGAUCCUUGUGCAGUUUUAUUGCUAUUAGAUGAUUCUUCUAUGGAAGCUUUAAUAUGGAUGGAUUUUUUCUUUUUCCCUUGUAUUUGUAGGGCUGCUUUUAUGUGUGGGAGGGAACCAAAUUUUGAGCUUUCCGAGGAAGAGAAGCAGGAACUAAGACAAUUCAAAUGGGAUGAUUUUUUGGCAUUUACACGUUCUGCGAUUACUAAUAAGAAAACUCGAAGAAGAAGUGGGGCUGGUGCAAGGAGGAAAUCCGAGCCUUCAACUUCAGCACUGAACAGUGAGGAGGAUGAGGAAGAGGAGGAGGGAGGGGAGCCGGAAAGCAACAGUUUUUCAGCCUCUGAAGAUAUAGAGCACGACAUAUUGUUCUCUUGAUCCCCUCUUCUCCCCUCCAUUUUGUGCAUGCCAAAAAAAUUAGUUCUACUGAUUCUGUUAAGCUGUUCAGCCACGUACUUACAACUCGAUGAUUCUGGUAUUCAUAUAGAUUUACACAAAUAUAGAUGCCCCUAUUAGGGUGGAUGAUGAUACAUUAUUUUCUAUUGGCAAAGUUAAUUGAAUUUGAUAACAAGUAUGAUAUUGUAUAUGCCUCAAGACCUUUUGUCA